AUGAUGAUGAGUAUGAUGAGCUAAGGAGAAUGAUUGUUGUGAGCAGAGAUCUCUCCAGGUCUGUCGGGAACAGUCUCAUCAGGAAUAUGGAGGAGAACGUUGACCUUGAGUCUGAGACUAGUUCAGAUGAAUCUACUUGGAACCUGGAACUCCCGAAUAUAUUAGGGAUAAACCUGGAUUCAGAUUCAGAAAACACAGAACUAACAAAGGAUAGUAGAGAAGCAGAACAUGCAGGACUUGGAGGGUUUGGACAUGGAGGUCAUGAAGCACAUGGAGGACAUCGAGAACUUGGAGAACUCGGAGAACUUGGAGGACCUGCUGAAGAUGAUUCAGAUGUUUGUAAUCAUGUAAUACAACAUCUUCAUGAAGAAAUAGAGAAACGAGAAAUCAAUCUUCGAUCCAAUCAAUCAAUAAUAUCCAGUAUACAGAGUGAACUAAGAGAGAAGGAUAGAAUCAUCAGAGAACAAGUGGAAACUAUCAAUUCUUACAGGGAGGAGCUAGUCUGCCUGGAUGACCCCACCAGCUACGGCGGGGGGAACCCGCCUUGUCCCAACCAGAGACGGCGGGAGGCUGAACGAUCCCAGCUCCGGCGGUUACGGCGGCGGGUCAAACAAGGAUUAGAGAAGCGUUCUACCCCGGAAACUAAUGUAGGAAUAGCGCAAGCUUUAUCUGGAGAUUCUUCUGAUUAUUCUGAACCUGAACCGGGAAUAUCUCUAGCGAGAAUAGGUCUUCAACCACAACUAUUAAAUGAUGAACAUUGUGUCUGUAACUCCAGCAUUUUCCUUUCUGAUUCGGAAACCGAGCAAAACAAUUGUUCCAGUUUAACUUCAUGCGCGUCUGCCUGUCUGUCUUCCAGCAGUAGAAUUAUUCAAGGUCUGGUUGGAAGUAUCCUACAUGGACUGGAUGAAUGUGAACUCCUUGACUCUGGUAUUGAUGAAGAUAUUCUUGAUGUUGAAGACCUUGAAGAAGAUCCUCUUAAUUUCUGCUCUUCCUGCACUAGAUCAUUACCCAGGGAGUUUGGAGAGAACCUGCAUGAUGUACAGCGAGGACUCCUCCAUGUGCAGCAGCGUGUACAGUUUAGAAAGUACAAACUUGAGCGCAGAGCUAAACGGGGCAUUCCUGCGCAUGAGAAGGAUGUCUACCAACUAAGAGCAGAAGUAGAAGAAUUGAAGGAUAAGCUGAAUACUAAUUAUAUCCUGGUUGCUCAGCUUAGUGCAGAAAACCUUAGAAUACAGGGAGAAAAGAACAGAUUGGACGAGGCCGUUAAAGAGAGGAUGGAGAGGAUGAAAGAUAUGGAAGAGAGGACAGACGAAAUGGAGGAGAAAAUACUCAACCUUAACUCUUCCCUUGAAGAUAAACAAAAAGAGAUUGAAGGUUGGAGAAGAAAAGGAGAUGAGCUUGACACGGCUCGGAGAGAACUGGAGGCGGCUCGGAGGGAACUCAAGAUACUGGAGGAACAGGUUCAACAGCUCAAGACAGAGAUUGAGAAGAAUGAUUACCGUGAGACAGUAUUUGAGAAAUCAUCUCCAGAAACCAGCAGUAGUUUCGAUUAUAUGAACUGCGGUACAAAUACAGGAGAAGUGGGUUCCCGUCCAAGAGCGUUCUCAUCUUGUACAAGAAGCUUUCCGGUCAAUCUUGGCAGAGAUAAGUUGGUAGAUGUCUCCUCCCCUGAUCUGGGAGUAGAUGUAGAGUCAGAUCCAUUUUCAAGUCUAGAGAGAGGAUACAAAGUUGGAUCGCUAGCUGUUGAUAAACUUAUACUAGAAAACAGAAAUCUCAGGCGGGAAAAAGACGUGCUGGGACAAAAGUUGGUGCGCAGUAAAGCCGCGCUUCAAGAUACUCUUAGCAGACUUUCUCGCGCAAAUCUUCACAAACAGGAUCAAGUUGUGUCUCCGGCUCCUGUAAGACGACCUUUAUCUAGAGUUCCAUCAGAAAGAGGAAACCUUUUAUCUGAUUCUCCGCCCUCGCUGUGGAGCUGGUCCCAUGAAUCGCCUGGUUUAAGGCGGAGAAACCCGGAAUCUCCGCCUCCACUACCCAGAGUUCCUGAUCUGAACUUUAAACUGAGAAAAAAUAAAUCCAGUAGACACUGAUUGAGUUGGUUGGUGAA
Molecule: messenger RNA, 2104 nt
Organism: Eurytemora carolleeae
Lineage: Eukaryota; Metazoa; Arthropoda; Copepoda; Calanoida; Temoridae
Exons: 21
Coding region: 30-2087 (685 amino acids)
Source: RefSeq, a predicted model, not a curated record